Messenger RNA from Gaeumannomyces tritici R3-111a-1, 1696 nucleotides. RefSeq lists its product as hypothetical. The transcript has a single exon. The record is from RefSeq and is a predicted model, not a curated record. Lineage: Eukaryota; Fungi; Ascomycota; Sordariomycetes; Magnaporthales; Magnaporthaceae. The coding region runs from base 356 to 1333 and encodes 325 amino acids.
CGUUGCGUGCUUUCGGCCAGCAGCACCGCAAACGCUCCUGGCUCUGGUCGAUUGCCAGAGGAGGGGUUUUGCCCAUCUCUGUUCUGGGCAGGGUGUGGUUGUAGCACCAACCCAACGUGGCUCCAUCCCAUCCCUGACCCCCUCCAGUCCCAGUCGGACAAUAUUUGCCCCAUUUUUUCCCCAUGCACGGGCGGCACACGCGCCCACUGCCCACUGCUGCGCCCCAUGUUUUUUGCCCCAGAACAACAACAUCAACAUCCCAGCCAUGAACCUUGACCCUCCCCCAUUGCCCGCUGCCCGCCGCCCGACCGUCAGCCUUCCUUGACGUCAUAUCUCCCUCCGCGCCUGCCUCGCCAUGCCCAGGCUCUCCGCCAAACAGUCCACGGGGCCUGGGCUCAACGCCCUCAUUUAUGCCGAGAUCCAGCAGCUGAGGCGCUGGGUCGCCUCGUUCCCGCGCCGCCCCUCCCAAAAGGAGACCAUGGCCUGGAUCGAGAAGAGGUUCGACAAGAAGAUCGCGCAAUACACCAUCUCCCGCUACCUCUCGAGCCGCUACGCGCACGUCGACACGGUCCCGCUCGGCGACGCCUCGCUGCAGGCCACCAGGCCACGCGUCGGGCAGUGGCCCACCCUCGAGCGGAUGCUCUAUCAGUGGCACCAGGAGCAGCCCCCGGGGAUAAGGGGUGCCGCCAACGAGCUCCUGCAAGCAAAAGCCCUCGAGAUCUGGAUGCAGCACCAGGAGGCGCGGGAGGGCGAGCCUUCCACCACGCCGCGCCCCGCCCUCGGCGCGAGCUGGGUGCGCAUGUUCAAGGAGAGGCACGGGCUCAAAAGGAGGAACUCGCGCGGUAAGCCCUUGGUGAUGGCGACCGCUGCCACAGAAGGGGACGCGGCCGCGGCUGCCCUGGAAGAGCACAACGAGGCGGUCAACGGUUCCGAUGCGACGCCGGAGGCAGAUUCGGAGAUUGACCACCACGAGGACGCCGAGGAACCGGCAGAGGCGGAAUAUAUCACCAACGAAGUCACGCCCGUCCGGCACGUCGUGGAGGCGGUCAUGGAGGACCCGCCGACGACCAAUGAUAGUCACGCUGAUAAACCCACUGCCGCUGCUGACGACGGCCACGCCCCAGGCCUGCAGUCUCCCCUGGCGCUCUCCGCGGGGGUCACCAAGCUCGCGGAGCUUAUACAGUUUGUGCAGACGUCUAGGGACACGGACAAGGAUGACCUGCUGCUGCUCCAAAGCCUGAGCAAUAAAUGGGACGCGCUCAUGGCGCUGGAGAGGGCGCGGGCGCGUCAGAGGGAAACGGUGGAAUCCUUCCACAGGCUGCACGGCGCGUAGUAGUAGCGCCGUCGUGUUUUUUUUUUUUGCGGCCCAUGGGUCGUCGUCGGGGUGUCGUAAUAUAAUCGGCAUAUAUUGAAGGCGGCGGCGGCGGCGCGGCGCGCAAGUGGAUAAUAAUAGUAAUAAUGCGGGAGCUGCGGAACAGGACCUCGGCGCGUGCCCCUACAUGUACAAGGGGGCGGCGGCGGGCUAGCGGUCCUUGGCGCGCGUUAGUGGCCAUCCAUGGCCGCCGUGCUUGGGAGGGAGGAUGGGCGUGAUGCAGGGCACGAGGAAACUUUAAAGAUGAACCAGCAAAAAAUAAGGGGAACUGUUGAAUCCGAACCGGUCUGCCCGCUCACAUGACUGACAUUUAGUGAGGUCCCC